Messenger RNA from Xenopus laevis (African clawed frog), 5104 nucleotides. RefSeq names its product testican-3 (gene spock3.S). The transcript is spliced from 11 exons. NCBI's taxonomy places the organism in Eukaryota, Metazoa, Chordata, Amphibia, Anura, Pipidae. Bases 259 to 1578 code for a protein of 439 amino acids. The record is from RefSeq and is a predicted model, not a curated record.
GCUGUUCUCGCUCGUGCACAGCAGAAGCCCCGCCCACGAGGCAGUCUGGCUCCCUAGAGUGGUAGGAUACAGACUUUGGCACUGAGCUGUGUGAGAAGAGACAAGCGCAGGCGGCAGAAUCAGCAGCAGCAGUCCCUGUUAGUUGGCAGAGGGGAGUUGGGUUAUCAGGUGGAGGAACAGGGUUUCUCUAGCAAGGUGAUCACUCACAUUCUUGCCAUUCAUCUGACUGCACAGACCCCCACUGUGUCCAGUCUGAUCAUGGUGUUCCCCCGUUUGUGUCUCUGGCAGAUGAUGACGGUAGCCUUGGUUUUUGUGUGUGUAGCAGCCUGCAGUCAGGUCCUGGCAACAGCAGCCGUCGCCACUGGCAAGUCGGACAGAGGCAAUUUUCUGGAUGAUAAACAAUGGCUAACCACUGUGUCCCAGUAUGACAAGGAUGCUGCUGGCCACUGGAAUCGAUUUCGAGAUGAGGUGGAGGAUGAUUACUUUCGAACUUGGAAUCCGGGUAGACCUUUUGAUCAAGCCCUAGAUCCAACUAAAGAUCCAUGUUUAAAAGUAAAAUGCAGUCGUCAUAAAGUUUGCAUUGCUCAAGAUCAAGAGACUGCUGUGUGCAUCAGUCACAGAAGACUCACACAUAGUAUGAAGGAAGCUGGACUAAGCUAUAAAUACUGGAGAGGUGUACCACUUUCAUCCAGCUGUAAGCAAUGCCCUAUAAUAAACACAAAUCCAGUGUGUGGAUCUGAUGGACAUACAUAUUCAUCACAGUGUAAACUAGAAUAUCAAGCAUGUCUCUCGGGUAAGCAGAUUUCCGUGAAGUGUGAAGGACAUUGUCCCUGUUCAUCCAAAAGAUUGAAAACAUCGAGCAAAAUGAAUAAAAGGGUGUGCACAGACCGGGAGUUCAGAGAGAUUGCCAACCGACUGAGAGACUGGUUUAAAGCACUUCAUGAAAGUGGGUUCCAGAAUAAGAAGAGCAAGACUGUAACCAGAGCAGAAAGAAGCAGGUUUGAUACCAGCAUUCUGCCAAUUUGCAGAGAUUCCCUUGGAUGGAUGUUUAAUAGACUCGAUACAAACUAUGAUCUCCUGCUGGACCAGUCAGAGCUUGGAAGCAUUUAUAUUGACAAGAAUGAGCAAUGCACAAAGGCCUUUUUCAAUACAUGUGAUACAUAUAAAGACAGCUUAAUAUCCAAUAAUGAAUGGUGCUACUGUUUCCAGAGACAACAAGAUCCCCCUUGUCAGACAGAGUUAGGUAACGUUCAGAAACAACAAGGAGGAAAGAAGCUUUUAGGCUACUACAUACCAGUAUGUGAUGAAGAUGGGUACUACAAACCAGCUCAGUGCCAUGGAAGUAUUGGUCAGUGCUGGUGCGUUGACAGAUAUGGCAAUGAAGUUUCAGGAUCCCGAAAAAUUGGCCCUGCAGAAUGUGGAAAUGAUUCUGAAACAUCCGGAGAUUUUGGCAGUGGAGAUUUUCAUGACUGGACAGAUGAAGAGGAUGAUGAAGAUGAAAUGAUGAAUGAUGAGGAUGAAAUUGAAGACGAUGAUGAGGAUGAAGGUGAUGAUGAGGAUGAAGAUGGAUAUAUUUGACAUUAAAUAAGGCAGAUUUAUUCUAUUUUUCAUGUCAACAAAAAGACAUCACUUAGAAAAUACCUUUGCUCACUUAACCACCAAGAUGAAAAGAAUUUGAAAACAGCGUGUAUAUUUUGUAUAAUCAUAUCAAGUAUUAAAGCUGGAGUCAUAGACUUUUGUUUAACGAUCAUUUAUGUGCUUCUGAGCUUUUAUAUGCUUCUGACAGAGAGAAAACACAUCUGAAGUAUAACCUGAAGAAAACGUAACAUUUUUACUUGUAUUUUGAGGACAAGAAUAUUUUUGCAGGAUAAAAGCGAUGAAAGCAUACCAGUUAUUUGUUUGUUGUAGUCUGCUGUAGCCCCAAAUGAUAACAGCCCAUGAGCCACCAGAUCUGGGUGUCCACUCCUUACUGUGGGACUUGUGGGGUAUAUUGGGAUCCAAAUGUUUCAGCUAAUAUGCAAGAAACUUUGACAGUAUUGACAUAUUUUUGUUGCUGUUGAUAUAUAAUUCUCAACUGUAAAUCCAACACAUAUCUCCUCAGAUUAUGCAGAAAUGUGUUUAUUUUUUAAGAAGGAUGGUUUUUGGUGUGGCAGUUUAAUUCUGAGAGUUUUUAACCUGAUAUUCAGCAUUGGGCAUUUGCCUAGUGGUAUCCAACUGAACAACUAACAUUAUUAGUUAAUUUGGGCUGCAUUCUUUGUUUUUGCAUGCAUUAUAAAAUACUCUUGGUAUACCAUGAGUGUCUAAACAUCCAGCUGUUGUAGAAAUAAGAAGGCAACAGGUGUUUAAUAAAAAAAUGUUCAACAGUAUUUUGAAAGCUGCAUGUUGGACCCACCUGGCAUAUUCAUUACAUAUGGAUAACUAACUGUAUAUGCUAUACCUGGUAAGAAAUUGUUCAUAAAGGAACUCACAUUCAGUAUUAUGAUGUUACCUGAAUUUGUUUUAGAUUAUUACAUGUUUGAUUUAGUUCUUUUAAUUAGCCAUUUAACAAUAUUAACAGAAUUUCAAUCCAGUUAUACCUAUAAGUGAUAUAUUUUUAUAUAUUGUUAAACUCCUUUAGUCGCAUAAAUGGAAGAAAUAGUGAAUAGAUUUCAGAGUAAUUACUACAACUAUUAUGUUUUCAGAAUGAAAGGAAAUCCUGUUAACUCGAGUAAUAGUUCUUUAUUGCUUCUAUUUACCAAGCUCAGGAAAAGAGUGCCUUGCAGCUCCUUAAUAUGUCUCACUUGGCACAUAUCUUCUUUAGAUAUUGUUGCAGGUUAUUGGUCCUUUAAGGUUUGUUCCCACCUAUGCUCAGAAAGUAAGGCAACUGAAUCUGCAAUACUUACCCUCCCAUAAUUGUACUCCAAAGGCUAUGGACUAAACUCUCCAUAUGUUUAUUCAUUUUGCUUAGUACAGAAGGAAACCUAUGCUAGAUACUGGCUUUUGGUAUUUUUCUGAACAGGUGAUGAACAAAUGUAAGGAUUUUUCUGCACUGCUAUGCCUGAUCAUUUCUAUUACUGGUAUUUUCCUUGCUGACUAUGUCCUAUGUAUCUUUACCACAUUUAGAUGCCAAUUUCAACAGGGUAGUCCUUAAACAGAAAUCUCAGAAUAGCUGGUGAGUGGGUGAGUUUGGGGCAGAUCUUAAAACUAGGAUACUAUCAAUUCUUGACUUGUACUAAAUGGGGAUAAUAUUUGCAUCAGUGAUUUAUUACUCUGGUCCAAUUAUGUGCAUUCUUUAACUCCACAAAACUACAGAAAGCUAAACAGGAAUUGAAGAGCUUUAUUUUUGUCAAACAGCCUAGUGUAGUGCUGCAGAUAUUGUUCUAAAGGAAAACCAAGAUGAAGGGCUGGACCCCAUAUAAAAGGUAUAGGGCAGGGGCUGGCCCAUAGCCCAGGAAAUAGUUUGCUCAUCACUAACCGGAUAUCCAUGGUAUAUUCCUAAAUCCUCCAAGACAUCAGAGUGGAUUUUACUGUGAUUAAUUUGAAUUGUACCCAGAUACCUAUUUGCCUGUUGUAGUUGUUAAAAGCAUUUUUGAGGUGCGUCUUAAAUGGGAGAGGUUCCACACGCAUCAGGGAAAUUUAGCCAUGAGGCGAGGUGAGAACCUUGUAACGAAAUGUACUUUAUCUUUGGUUAAAACUGCCCCAGUAACAUUCAAAGUAGAAUUUGCACUUUUGUAACCAAUAAUUCUGCUAAUUUGUGUAGCAUAGUGCCAUACCACUAACCCUUCUGAACACAGACGUGGUAGGGGCGGAAAAAUUGGUCUGCUGCAUCAGGCAACAAAAUGCCAUUACCUACAAACCCCCCAGCAGUUGUUAAGAGAAAAUGCUCAGCGUGGAUGUGAGCUUAAUUUAACCGCAACUGCCUGCUGCCAGGUUCCCAUAGCUUACAACCAGAGUUGUAUAAUAAACUCACUGUGAUUGCAAGCAGCCAAAAUACAAACUACCAUUAUUACAAGAAUCUCACUGACAAUAAGGGUAGUUGACAUUAAGCCAAGAGGAUAAGCCCUAGUUCUCCAACAGAGAUGAAUAUUAAUGGCUAUUUUAGGUAUAUACCUAAUAUAUAUGCCAGUUUUCUAUUGAGUUAGGCAAGAAUUAUAAAGACCUAUCCUGCUUGUUACUUUUUUCAUGAAGAUGCCUAACUGAACAAAAGUUUUGAAAAUUUCAGCGGAUAUUUUGUCCUAUGAGUGGUGCUGAGCUGUCGGCUACACAUCUCUGGUAUAAACUAGGGAUGCACUGAAUCCAGGAUUUGGUUCGGGAUUCGACCAGGAUUCUGCCUUUUUCAGCAGGAUUCAGAUUCAGUCUAAUCCUUCUGCCAGCCUGAUCCAAAUCCUAAUCUGCCUAUGCAGAUUUUUUGCCACAAAACAAGGAAGUAAAAAUGUUUUACCCUUCCCCCUCCUAAUUUGCAUAUGCAAAUUAGGAUUCGGUUCGGUAUUCUGGCAGAAUCUUUCGCAAAGGAUUCAGGGUUUCGGCCAAAUCCAAAACAGUGGAUUCGAUGCAACCCUAGUAUAAACUGAUACUGUAUUGAUACCUUAUAAGUGGAAUUCAUAGGUUGGCCAACUGCAUCCUGGUGACAUUUAAAUACAGCUCCUUUCAGCAGAGUUUCAGAUUUUCCCAGCUCGAUGCAUUAAUACUAGAUGAGGUACUGCUGCGGGGAUUGAGAAAUGUGUAAUUUUAUUUUUCCUUUUACGUAGUGUGAAUUGAAUUAUGCUUAAAAUUAUUAUGUAUGUUUGCAUUUCUUCCUUAAACUCAAAAAGCUUACUUUAUUCUGUAUAAUUAUGUUGGCAUGGUAAUUCAUUAAGUAGAUAUUUCAAAACUCCACUACCUUCUUGUAUAUUGGCUUCAAGCCCACAAUAAAAUGGGAAAAGCAAGUAAAACUUUCUACAAUUGUUUCCUUAAUUUCAAUGGUGGUCCCCCCGUAAUUCAUCAGUUUUGUGUUAUUUUCUUUUAAUUUGAUUUGAAGAACAUUAUUGAAUACAUUUACUGUUUAUGUUAUGGAAAAAAUUAGAAAAAUGCAUUUUCUUUUAUACAGUUUAUGUAUAGUUUGCAAAAUAAAGACUCUUGUAACUAA